UAUAUAUAAGUAAGAUGUUAAGUGUAAAUACUUAAUGAAAUGAAAAAUAUAUAUAAAUACAACACUGCUGGUACAAAGCAAUUUAGAGGAAUAUCUUAUGAGGUCAUGUGAGUUAGCUUAAUGCUGUUUUACAGAUAAUGGCUAUUUUUAUGACCAUCAUUCAUAGAAUUAUUGCCACAAUGAUAUACCGAGUGGACCAUGAACGCGUCAGGAGGCAGUGGUUUCUGUAGCAGUGCAGCUAACUUCAGCGUCAGCUAUGCCUGGCAAAUGUAAAUUUCAAGACUCCUGGCUCUCUAAGGAAAUUUACAAGGACUGGCUGGUUAAGGAAGUGCAGGACAUUCACUUCGCCCGGUGUAGGGCGUGUUCUAAAUCAAUCAAACUUCAGACCAUGGGCGAGGCUGCUCUCACCAGCCAUGCAGGGGGAGCUGGCCACAAAGCAGCGGUCCGCAAGCUAGUGGAAGGAGGCAAUGUGAUGCUGAUCAAUGCUGCUGGGCAGAUAAAUGGCAGCGUGAACCGGAUUGAAGACAGCAAGGAGCAAGUGGCCAUCUGCCUCCAGCGUGACGCCUUGGACAGAAUACCAGGCAGCGACUGGGCUGAUCGGCACCACAGCCACACUACAAACUCCACCUCCCACAAUGCAGAGCUGCAGGAUGCCACAUUUGCUGCCUACUUCACAGCACCAGACACCUCCCGGCUCGUCAACCAGCGUCUCCACCCAAUAGGCGGAGCGGCGGGGGAAGCAACCAGCCGCUCCACUCAGCACAACCCAGCAGAUCUGUCCAGACAGGAGCACCAGCAGAGGGCCGAAGCUCUGGAGCAGCAGCAGCAGAUGAAGAUCCUGGAGUGGGAGAACAGAAUGAAGGUGCUGGCGUGGGAGCAGGAGCUGGUGAGGGAGAAGAGGAGAGCAGCGCGGCAGAAGGAGAAGGCCUUCAGGAUGAAGAAGGCAUACUACAAAGCCAAGCUAAAGAGGAUGGGAGAGGACGUGCCGCCAUCUUCCUCCAGCAGCAGCGACGAAGAGGAGAAAACUUCUAAUCAGACGGGAUGAACUGAAUCUAUUUAUU
Eleginops maclovinus (Patagonian blennie) is the source of this 1061-nucleotide messenger RNA. RefSeq lists its product as uncharacterized. The record is from RefSeq and is a predicted model, not a curated record. Lineage: Eukaryota; Metazoa; Chordata; Actinopteri; Perciformes; Eleginopidae. The transcript is spliced from 4 exons. The coding region runs from base 257 to 1045 and encodes 262 amino acids.